CCCAGAGCCAGCGGUCGCCAUUAUUCUCCGUGGCUUGACUGACGACACCUAGGCCGAUAAGUGAAAUUUAAGUGAUAUUUCGAGUUAAACUGCAAUAUUCAACCAACAUUUGUGCAGUCUGCUCAGUAUCUGCGGAUUCCGCCGAGGAUGCACCGGCGAUCGGACGUAGUGGGCAUCGGGCUGCCUCUGGCCUCCCUUCGCCUCAUGGCCUCCCCUCUGCAGCUGACUUACGCAUUCAUUUGGCAGGUCAUAAAGCAAAAGAAUGUGAACCAAUAUGAAAAGGUGGAGGAGUUUGUGAAUAUGGUCACUCAGACUGUCCCUGACAUCAUCAGCUACAAACAAAAGGCUCAGCUACUUUUGGGUCUCAGGGCAAAGAUUAUUUUGGAUCUGCUUAACAAAGAUGGCCAACCAGAUACAAAAGCCAUUCAAACACUAAUAAACAAGUUAAAGGUUCCCACAACAACAGGGAAGGACACAGAGGUGGAGAAGUCACAAACUAACUUCAUGGUGCUUGUUCAAAAUCUGCUUAAAAGUCCAACUGAACGAAAGCAAUUCUUUAAGGAAGUGUUUCCAGUACAGUAUGGUACAAAGUUUGACACUGCUCUACAGGCUUUGAUAGCUGGCCUGGUUUGCAAACUGGAGCAAUUUGUUCCUGUUCCUAAUCUCACCCAGCUGGGAUCCAUGAUUUCGACUGAUCCUGUCAUUCUGGAGGCCUGUGGAGGCUUCAUCCCUGACCCUGGUGACCUCAGGACUCUUCUCUUGCACCAGCAAGCAAAGGGAAUGCUGGGGGUAAAAGCAACUGUCUCAUCCUCUGUGGGCGACUGUGUGCUGACCUCGCUUGCCUUCAGGCCAAAAUCCGCAGACCCCCCUCCUCCCCCUCCUGAACCCAUCAAACCCACUGAGGACCCCCAGAUUGACAACUGCCCCGAUUCCCCCAGUGAAACAGGGGACUUGGGUGUCAUAUCAGACGAAGAUGACGAAAACUCCAACCCUACUUCAACUUCAGCUCAAGAUAACAUGCAAUACAGCAAACCACCAGGUGAGGGCAGCGUAGUGAAGGGAAAUACUGUCGGUCGCACGCCACAUGAGGAGAAAGACGAAACAGCUCAAACUCAAGAGCAGUCCCAUGUAGAGAAACCAGAUUUGCUCAAGACACCUCUUAAAUCUAUCCCAAUCAGAGUGGUCCCAGUUCUGGUCAAAGCAUCGCCCACUCCACAGACACCAGGCAGCGCAGGGGGUAAAGAUAACCAAAAACCUCAAACACAGCGGGUCACUUUACACCAAUGGGUGUCCCAAAUCGCCACCAAUACACUAUCUUUGCCUGCCCUCCCGCCGCUCCCUCCAGCACGCUAUGAUUAUGAUGACUCAAGUCCCAGCAUAAGAAGGAAAAAGCAGAUUCGCCCACCCUCAGAUAGAUAUACAUGUAGUGUAUGUGAUAAGAGCUUCCCCUAUCAAUCCAAACUAAUCGAUCAUGAGCGUAUUCAUACAGGGGAGAAGCCAUUUUUGUGCACCGCUUGUAACAAAAGUUUCCGCACCCAAGCUUUCCUAAAUAACCACCUCAAGACCCACAGUACCACGCGACCCUAUGUCUGCGGCCAGUGUGGGAAGUGCUUUUCGAAGCUGCAGAGUCUGACCAAACACAUGCUUGCCCACAGUGGUCAAAAACCAUUCUACUGUAACAUCUGUAACAAGGGCUUCACCCAAUCUACGUACUUCAAGAGACACAUGGAAUGCCACACCAGCCAGAUGACGUUUCCGUGUAAGCAAUGCAACAAAACAUUCCCAACAGCAUUCAAAUUGGCCAAUCACGAACGCUGGCACACCCGGGACCGCCCCCAUAUGUGCGAGCGAUGCGGUAAGCGUUUCCUCGUGCCCAGCCUUGUUGAAAAGGCACAUGGGAUAUCAUAUUGGGGAUCGCCAGUAUCUCUGCUCUCAAUGCGGGAAAACAUUUGUCUAUUUGUCCGAUCUUAAGAGACACCAGCAAGACCACAUCCCGAAACCGAAGAUCCCAUGUCCUGUUUGUCAAAAGAAGUUUUCAAGCAAGUACUGUUUGAGAGUCCAUCUAAGAAUCCACACUCGCGAAAGACCAUACCGCUGCACUCUUUGCGAAAAAACAUUCACACAAGUCGGCAACCUCAAAGUUCACAUUCGUCUUCAUACCAAUGAGCGUCCCUUUAGCUGCGACGUGUGCGGUAAAACGUACAAACUAGCGUCCCAUCUCAAUGUGCACAAGCGGACGCACACUUGUAAAAAGCCAUGGAACUGUGUGACCUGUGGGAAAGGGUUCUCCGUCCCUGGACUCCUGAAGAAGCACGAGCAGCUCCAUGCCAGAGAGGCCGAUCCAGAGUUCGCGGCCAAACGAAGACACAGGGGUAAGCACAAGAAGCACUCGCUCAAGAGGAAGUAUGAUGAGGAAGAUGAAGGCAGCGAUGAUUAUUGACUUUUUUAGGAUUUCGAGGAAAAAAAAAAAUCAAGCUAGUUACAAAAAUUAUGUAACAAUGUGUUCCACUAUUGUGACAUUCAAAGUAUAUAGGAGUAGAUGAAAGAUAUGUUAAGUGGUCUUUUUUUCUUCCAAUCAUGUCUGAAACUUACUUUUUUAAAUGACUUGCUUGCAGCAUUCUCAUCAAGGUGAAAUAAAUUGUUCAUGAUACUAGAAUAGAAAAUACCUUAGAUUGUCUUUUGACAUGCUAUUAAGAGUUAAUGAUGAAUUUGGUUUACUAGUUGCUAGUACUUCAUGAGCCUGGACAUUCAUCAUGAAUAAUGCAUUAAAAAAGGAGACAUUUUACCAUAAUUAAACGUGCAAGCAAAAAGGUUAUAUUACUGUUUCUUUGACAACAUGAGAAUUAGACGCUUUGCUGAAAGCAUAAAAAAACAUCACUGCAUUUCUUUUAGGUAUCUAUUUGGAGGCUUCAUGUAAAUGAUAAAGCUUUGUAAAUAAUUGCUGUAAACGUUUAAGUCAAAUGUCUUGAAAUUAUGAGACAUCACAGUAAUCCUUAAAAUUCACACUUUUACUGUAAUUGAAUUCAAAUGUUGUUUUUUCUGCAACUUAAAAAAAAGUGUAUAUACAACUUGGAUGGAUUUUCAGGUUGCUAUGGUUGUGAUUUUUGACGGAUUGCUCAUUUGAAAGAUAAAGAAGAAAAUACUUUGGUUGACAAUAUUUUGGAUUUUUCAUAGAAAUUGUAAAACAAAAACAAAUAAAAACAAACACAUUUUG
Boleophthalmus pectinirostris (great blue-spotted mudskipper) is the source of this 3214-nucleotide messenger RNA. RefSeq names its product zinc finger protein 358-like. The transcript has 7 exons. Bases 148 to 1971 code for a protein of 607 amino acids. NCBI's taxonomy places the organism in Eukaryota, Metazoa, Chordata, Actinopteri, Gobiiformes, Gobiidae. Gene Ontology annotation, molecular function: telomeric repeat DNA binding. The record is from RefSeq and is a predicted model, not a curated record. Gene Ontology annotation, biological process: telomere capping; regulation of telomere maintenance via telomere lengthening. Gene Ontology annotation, cellular component: shelterin complex.